This is a messenger RNA of Pseudomyrmex gracilis, 1151 nucleotides long. RefSeq names its product cyclin-related protein FAM58A (gene koko). The transcript has 6 exons. Bases 154 to 1008 code for a protein of 284 amino acids. Gene Ontology annotation, biological process: regulation of transcription by RNA polymerase II. Gene Ontology annotation, molecular function: cyclin-dependent protein serine/threonine kinase regulator activity. NCBI's taxonomy places the organism in Eukaryota, Metazoa, Arthropoda, Insecta, Hymenoptera, Formicidae. The record is from RefSeq and is a predicted model, not a curated record. Gene Ontology annotation, cellular component: nucleus.
CACUCGGCGCGCACUAGCGAUUAGAUCACCCCGAAGUCGUUAUACCCUUGUCUGUGUGUAAAUACGAAUAUAUAUAAACGUGGUUAGUAUAAUAAAAAAGAAGGUGUUUUAAAUACGAGAUUUACAUAUUUCUGGCACACGUGGAUCCCAGAUAUGAAUCCCUCAGAGCCAAGCAGCACCGAGACACUCAGGUACUACAAUGAGUUCACAUUGGACGAUACUGAACCAAGUUCUAAGAUGAAAGAUGUGAUUGAUGUUCUUGCAAUGCAACGUGAGAAAAGAAAUACGUUACAAAAAAGCAUCACAAUUGAUUACACCAAGUCUAGCGACAGUUUCACAGUUUCACGAUUUAUCUUUGAGUGUGGUUUAAAAUUAGAAGCUCAUCCUUUGACAAUAGCAACUGCGGCAACUUUGUAUCACAGAUUCAUGAGAGAAGCAACAGCACAGGGAUAUGAUCAUUAUUUGAUAGCUGCCACUUGUCUUUAUCUGGCUGGUAAAGUAAAGGAUGACACAUUAAAGACAAGAGAUGUAAUGAAUGUAUCAUAUAAUACACUUCACAGAGGAUCUCAACCACUUGAUCUUGGAGAUCAGUAUUGGAGUAUGAGAGAUGCAAUUGUUCAGGCAGAACUUUUAGUUUUGAGAAUGCUCAAGUUUCAAGUGAUAUCUGUGCUUCCACACAAAUAUUUACUUCAUUAUCUACGGUCUUUGCAAACUUGGUUUGGUGAAGAAGAAUGGUCUAAAUAUCCAGUAGCUAAAACUAGCAUGGCAUUGCUGCAAGAUUUUCAUCAUUCUUCAGCUAUUCUCGAUUACCCGCCAAAUCUAAUAGCAAUAGCUUGCAUAAAUUUGUCUUUGCAAAUUUAUGGAGUGGUUGUUCCUUUAAUGGACGAAUGCGAUCAGCAGCCAUGGUUUAACGUUUUCAGUAAAGAUUUAACAAGAGAUAAGCUGUGGGAAAUUAUGGAGAAGGUUAUGGCGGCGUAUGAUGAGGAGCCCGAAACAAGAGACAAUUAAAAAAUAUGUGCUUAUUGCAAUAAUAUCUGUAUCUAAAAUUGAUCUAUCUAUUGCAAUAAAUGUUUUCUAUUGAAUAUUGAAAUAUAUAAAAAUGCUUUAUACUAAACCGUUCAUUAAUACCUGCAGUUCAGUGUAAAAAAAAA